AGUGCCGACAGGCAUUCUUUCUACAUAGUAAACGCCGCUUCGAGUAACUACAACCUAAAUCACCAUUCCCAACCUGUUGAGUCUUUUUGCCUCCAGGAACUCGGAUUUCUUUUCGCCUUCUUCUUCUUAUAUUCUUUUUCGAUUCUGUUUCUCUCUUUUUUUGCUCUCUAGUCGCUUCAAUAUUUUGCUGGAUUUUUUCCAAUUAUUCUCCAAAAACUUUCCGCCGACAUCGUCACUUAAACUAUCGAGGAGGAUGGCGUCUGCUGUAGAGCAGGCCACAGCCUACAAAAAUGACGGAAACAAAGCUUUCGCAGCGCAUAAUUGGCCUAAAGCGAUCGAUCUCUAUACCAAAGCUAUCGAGUUAAACGAUAAAGAGCCAACAUAUCUCACGAAUAGAGCACAAGCCCAUAUUAAGUCAGAGGCUUUUGGAUACGCUAUUGCCGAUGCUACCAAGGCCAUAGAACUGAACCCGAAGCUCAUAAAGGCCUAUUUCCGCCGUGCCGUUGCCCACGCCGCCAUCCUCAAGCCGAAAGACGCUGUCAAGGACUUCAAGAAAUGUGUCGAACUCGACCCAACCAACAAGGAUGCUAAGCUUAAGCUAGCCGAGUGCCAAAAGAUUGUACGACAACUAAACUUCUAUGCUGCGAUCGAAGUUGGAGACGAGCCGUCUGCGGCCGAGGGUCUUGACGUCGACUCUAUCGCCAUAGAGCCGGACUAUGAUGGAGUUAAACUCGGGGAUCAGAUAACCCAGGAGUUCAUUGACGAUAUGAUUGAGAGGUUCAAGACCGGCAAGAAGAUCCACAAGAAAUAUGUCUACCAAAUUAUCAUUGCGGUUAAGAAAAUCGUGUAUGACGAGCCUACGAUGGUAGAAAUGAAGAUUCCAGACGAUGUCAAGCUCACAGUUUGCGGUGACACACAUGGUCAAUACUUCGACUUAAUGGAGCUCUUUAGGUUAAACGGACGACCAGCUGAGAAGCACUGGUACCUAUUCAACGGAGACUUCGUGGAUCGAGGUUCUUGGUCAACGGAGAUUGCUCUCCUAUUGUAUGCCUAUAAAUGGCUACGACCUAAUGGCUUCUUCCUUAAUAGAGGCAACCACGAAACCGAUGACAUGAACAAAGUCUACGGGUUCGAGGGUGAGUGUAAGGCUAAGUACAACGACCGAGUUUUCAAGCUAUUUUCCGAAAGCUUUUCCGCAUUACCACUGGCAACGCUCAUUGGUUCCAAGUAUCUCGUCCUACACGGUGGCCUGUUCUCGGAUGAUAAUGUUACUCUGGAUGACAUCCGAAAGGUGGAUAGGCAUUCUCAGAGGCAGCCUGGUCAAGCAGGCCUGAUGAUGGAGAUGUUGUGGACAGACCCCCAGACAGCCCCUGGACGUGGCCCCAGUAAGAGAGGUGUGGGUAUGCAGUUUGGACCAGAUGUGACAAAGAGAUUCUGCGAGAAGAAUGGCUUGGAUGCUAUCAUCCGAAGUCACGAAGUUCGUAUGGAUGGUUAUGAGGAGGAACACGAUGGCAGAUGCAUCACAGUCUUUUCGGCACCGAAGUAUUGCGAUCAGACUGAAAACCGGGGCGCGUAUAUCAACAUUGGACCUGAUUAUAAACUCAGUUUCAACCAGUUUGACGCCGUUCCUCACCCGCCGAUUCGGCCGAUGGCAUACGCCAAUAACUCGCUCAUGUCGAUGAUGUGAAGGGUGAAUUCAAAUUUCGCAUUUCCACAUGCUAAGCUUCAAUCAACAGUGGCAUAUGAUGGGCGGCAUUCUUGCAUAUAUGGCACUUCAUGGUCAUGGAAGCAUAGGCGUUGCGGGGAUAUAGGAGAGGAAAUGGGACUCUAUACCAUAUUGGCGAUACCAAUGAAUGAAAAUGAAAUUCUAGCGCAUUUGAUUCCUCGGCGUGUCGUUGGCAUUUUGACUCAAUUUCGAAUUUUCAACCACUCCAGAUUUUGUCAUUUCCAGCACUACCCACCAAGGCACCAAGCCAGUCGGAGCAUCCUCGUAUUCGGAAUGAAGAGUGAAUUCCGUCCUGGUAUGAGCCUUGCCAGGCUGUAAUAGCUGCCGAAAAUGCUCCUAGAUCAUCCCGCGGUACUCUCAACCAGCAGUCCUUUCCUUCUACCUUGAGGAUAUCUAGGGGAAUUCCAAUACCCGUAGCACCCAGAAACUGUUUCAGGGCGGAUGUACAGUAGGAUCGUACUUGAAGGAUAUCAAGAUCUCCAGUAUCCGGUGAAUCACUGAAAAGUUCGAGGUGUGCAUAGGAAUGGCGCGGCGCUUUGAUUGUAGCUGUGACUAGUUCGUGAGCCUUUUUCGCCUUUAUUACACCGGAGGUGCCCUCCAUUGAUAUGUCAGCCUGCUCAGUCAUAUCGUCCAUUACUGAAUGAAAUUGGCCGGUUUUUGUUGUAAUUUUGGUGAAUUAUUUAC
Molecule: messenger RNA, 2410 nt
Organism: Annulohypoxylon maeteangense
Lineage: Eukaryota; Fungi; Ascomycota; Sordariomycetes; Xylariales; Hypoxylaceae
Product: protein phosphatase 5
Exons: 7
Coding region: 254-1687 (477 amino acids)
Cellular component (GO): nucleus; cytosol
Molecular function (GO): protein binding; protein serine/threonine phosphatase activity
Source: RefSeq, a predicted model, not a curated record